Molecule: messenger RNA, 3666 nt
Organism: Rubroshorea leprosula
Lineage: Eukaryota; Viridiplantae; Streptophyta; Magnoliopsida; Malvales; Dipterocarpaceae
Source: the annotation of a GenBank genome assembly
AUCUUAAAUGACCCAAUUCCAUAAAAAUAAGCCCAAAAUCCAAGCCCAAAUACCAAACCCAUUUAACCCAAACAAGCCCAAAAAAAAAAAAAAGGGAAAUAAACGAAAGAAAAACCAAAAGGGGAUCUGGAACUUUCUUCAUCAUCAUCAACAACCUCCAGCCAACCACCCCCCUGCACCGAACUAGUGCCCUUGCCCCUGCACUCUAGCGUUGCACCAACCGUGACCAGUGCCCAGCGCCUCACGCCUGAUACAGGUUCUUGUGCUAUCAAUUGGUAUCAGAGCUGUGAUUGCUUGGACCUGUGGUGAUGGCUACUCAAGAGUUGAGGCGAGAGUUUGCUGAAUUCCAAAAGAAACAUGACGCGGACAUAGCAAAUAUCGACAAUACUUUGAAGGCCCAAGUUGAGAAUAUGAAUGCUCUGAGGGAAGAACUUGCGAAGUUGGUACAAAUCAUCAACACCGGGAAGCUUUCCUCUCCGGUGGUCGCCCAAACCUCCCAAGGACAGACGCAACAACCAACUUGCACUCAUCAGACAUGUUGUUCGGUAAAGUUCCCUGAAAGCUCAAAUACUAUUGAUCCUAUAGCUAGUUUGACAAAGUUUGGCAAGGUGGAUUUUCCUAGCUAUGAUGGUAUUGAGAAUUUUAGGGGAUGGCUGUAUAAGUGCAAUAGAUUCUUUAAGGCUCAUAAUAUUCUUGAUGAGAAUAAGGUAGAAAUAGCUUCAAUGUACUUGUCUGGUGAUGCUAUUAUCUGGCAUGAAUGCUAUAUGCAAGACAAGAUGACAUUUUCGGAUUGGCGAGAUUAUAUUUUUGACAUGAGUCUUAGAUUUGGGGAGGGUGAGAUGCAGGACCCAAUUAUUCUGUGGAAGAAUCUUAAUCAAACUUGUAGUGUGAAUGAUUACCAGAGAGAUUUUGAAAAGAUUAGGUCCAGGGUAAAAUGCAGUGAGAAACAAGCAAUGGCCAUGUUUGUUGGAGGGUUGAAGGAAGAGUUGCAACACCCUGUGGCGUGUUACAAUCCCAAAUCAGUGGUGGAAGCUUAUUCUAUUGCUAAGCAACAAGAGCUGUCCAUAAACUCCAUCAUUAGAAUAACCAAGAACCUGAGCCUUAACCCCAGAAAUUUACCCCCACUUCCGCCAUUAACUUCCAAUAUUCAGAAAUUACCCCAAUACACAAACCCAAACUCAUACCAUAAUUUCCCAAGACCUCCACCAUUUACCCCUCAAAACAGUUCCUUGAUCUCCUCAAUGGCCAAAACCCAAAAUAAGACCAAAAAUACCCGCACCCUUACUGAAGUUGAGAUGGAAGAUAAGAAAAGGAAGGGAUUGUGCUUUUUGUGUGAUGAGAAGUAUACACCUGGACACAGAUGUGCUAAGAAAGGGUUGUACAAUCUAGAAAUUCAAGCCACAGAUGAAGAAAUUGAUGUGGAGAAUGAUGAAAUGGAGGAAACUCAAAGUCUGAACCAGUUAUCUACUAUUGAGCCAAGGAUUUCCAUUCAUCCUCUAACUGGUGAACAAGCAUAUAAUACAUUGAAGGUGAUAGGCUUUGUCAAAAAAAGGCCAAUUUUGAUUCUAAUUGAUUCAGGGAGUACUCAUAACUUCCUUGAUGUUAGACUGGCCAAGAAGCUUGAUUGUAUAACUGACAGGGUGAAGCCUUAUCAGGUUAAUAUGGCUGAUGGUAACCAGAUUAAAAGAGCUGAAUGGUGCAAGAGCUUUGAAUGGAAGGUGCAAAAUCUGGUUUUUAGUACUGAAGUCUUAUUAUUACCUCUGAGUGAAUAUGAUCUUAUCUUGGGAAUCCAGUGGCUAGAACCAUUGGGAAAGGUUCUUUGGGAUUUCAGCAAGAGGACUUUGCAAUUUAUGUAUCAAGGGCAGAUGGUACAGCUAGAUGCAGCUCCUAGUCCCCAGUUGAAAUGGAUUGAAUCUGACCAGAUGAUUUACACCUUGCGAAAGGAAGAUUGUUCAGAAAAAAGCAAAUUUUUUUUGGUCCAAAUGUUGUUGGAGGGGUAUAGUGAUGUAUUUUCGGAACUUGAUGCCUUACCACCAGCUAGAACCCUUGAUCAUCAAAUUACUCUGAAAGCAAGAACAGAACCUAUAAGUAUAAGGCCUUAUAGGUACCCUGUAGUGCAAAAAGAUGUGAUGGAGAAGUUGGUAAAAGAGAUGUUAGAGUCUGGUUUUAUCAGGAGCAGCACCAGUCCAUUUUCUUCCCCGGUUGUGUUGGUCAAGAAAAAAGAUGGGACUUGGAGAAUGUGUGUUGAUUACAGGGAGCUAAAUAAGGCUACUAUCAGAAUGAAGGAGUCAAAUAUUCAUAAGACCGCUUUCAGGACUCACCAAGGUCAUUAUGAGUUUCUGGUGAUGCCUUUUGGUCUUAUAAACGCUCCAUCCACCUUCCAAUCUGUAAUGAAUGAUGCUUUUCGGCAAUUCUUAAGGAAGUUUGUGCUUGUCUUUUUUGAUGAUAUUCUAGUUUACAGUAGGACAUGGGAACAGCAUCUGCAACACUUGCAGCUAGUACUCCAAACUUUGAUGGACAACACUUUCUAUGCAAAGCAAACAAAGAUUAGUGCAAUGCAAGCUUGGCCAGUUCCUAAAUCUGUCAAGGAAUUAAAGGGGUUCUUAGGCCUAACAGGCUUACCUGACUUCCAAGAAGAAUUUAUCAUUAAAACAGAUGCUUCAGGAACUGGUGUAGGUGCAGUACUAAUGCAAAAGGGACAUCCAAUUGCAUUUCUAAGCAAGGCACUAGCAGCUAAGCAUCAGGGGCUAUCUACUUAUGAAAAGGAAUUAUUGGCUCUGGUUAUGGCAGUCACUAAGUGGAGGCCGUACCUAGUUGGGAGACACUUUGUUAUCAAAACUGAUCAUCACAGUUUGAAAUACUUGUUGGAGCAAAGAAUUGCUACCCCUGCACAGCAAAAAUGGCUUUCCAAAUUGUUGGGUUAUGAUUAUGAGAUCAGUUACAAGAAAGGGGCAGAAAAUCAUGUAGCAGAUGCUCUAUCAAGGAUCACUAGUCAUGAAGUAUCUCUACGAGCCAUGUCUAUGGUCACUACUGACUUUCUUGAAGAGAUUCAGUCUUCAUGGGUUCACGAUGAUAAGUUGCAGUCACUUAUCCAAGAAAUACAAAAGACACCACCUUUUUAUCCAAAAUAUUCUUUUGUAGAUCAGCAGCUACGCAGAAAAAGGAAAUUGAUGGUUGGCAAUACUGAUAAUUUGAAGCAAAAAUUAAUAGCAAUGAUUCAUGCAGGAGCCUUGGGGGGACACUCUGGUGCAGAGGUUACAAUGAGGAAGUUAGUUGCUAUUUUUUACUGGAAAAAGAUGAAGAAGGAUGUGUGCAAGUUUGUAAGAGGCUGCGACAUUUGCCAGAAAAAUAAGUAUGAAACUCUAAAUCCAGCAGGAUUACUACAGCCUUUGCCAAUACCUCUCAGAGUUUGGGAUGAGGUGUCUAUGGAUUUUAUUGAAGGUUUGCCAAACUCGAUGGGUCACACAGUGAUUUUGGUGAUAGUUGACAAGUUGAGCAAAUAUGCUCAUUUUUUAGCCUUAUCGCAUCCUUAUACUACUAUUAAAAUAGCUCAACUUUAUCUGGUGAAUAUUGUCAUAACCCGAUUUUUCAUUCAGCUUAUUUAAGCUUUUCAUAUAAAAAGAAAAACAAAAAAUAUAUAUAUUAAUCACAAAAAUUAAUUUAAAA